AUGUUAAAAGCACAAGAAGAAUUAGAUUAUAAACCAGGAAUUUAUACACAAUGGGAAUCAGCAUAUAAUAUGGAAGAUAAUAUUUGUGGAUGUUAUAUAUCAAUGGAAGAAUUUAUUAAAUCACCAGAUAAUACAGUUGAAAAAGAAUUUGAAGUAAUUAUUCCAAUAGAUGAUUUAUUACCAUUUGCUGCUAUGAAAAUGUUUCCUAAUGCAUUAUUUGGAAAUUUAACACUUGAAGUUAAAAUGGCAAUUCAACAAAAUUUUGUUAUUUGUCAAUGUAAACAAGAAACAAUAUUAAAUAAAAUUUCACAUAUUUCAUCAUCUUCAUAUAGUGGAUCAGAUGAAAUAAAAGAUAAUAUAACAGAAGUAAUUAAAAGUGAUAUAUAUAAUAUAAUUAAAAGAAAUGGAGAAUAUCAUGCAUUUACACAAAUAGGUGAUUCAUUUAAUGUUCAUUCAUUUACUGGUGCAUUACGUGAAUCACAAAAUAUUAUUGUUGGAAAAGAUACAACAGUAAGUUUUAUGAUAACAGAUGGAAGUUUAAAAUAUUGUAGAACAAAUAUUAAUGGAUUUAAUAUUAAAGAUAGUAUAUUAAAUGAAUUAAUAGAAAAAUAUCAAACAAAAGAAUUAAUUAUUCCUUCUCAAUAUGUUGAUUAUCAAGCAUUUUCACAAAAACCAAUGACUAAUGGUUUAAAAUGUAAUACUACUUAUGCUAUGACAAAUGUAAAAUAUAAUGAAAUAGAUACUAAUUCAAUUAUAGGAAAAGCAGGAAAUGGAAAAUAUAUUCCACCACUUAAAGAUAAUACAUCAUAUUGUUUCUUAUGUAGUACUGAAAGAUUAAGUGGUUAUGGUACAUUUUGUGAUGGAAUUACUAAAGAUAAUGCUCAUGUAACACUUUCUGGAACUUUAUUAAUUCCUAAUAAUGAACAUCCUUAUAUCACUAAUCCUUUAACUAAAGAAUCAAAUGAUAGAUGUCCAAUUAUGCUUGUAUGUCAAGAUUGUUUCUGGAGAUGUACAUUACAAGGUGGUUGUGAAUAUAUUUGUAAUAACAAAUAUUUUGUUAAAGAAAAAACAGGAACAGAUUAA
Molecule: messenger RNA, 1083 nt
Organism: Entamoeba dispar SAW760
Lineage: Eukaryota; Evosea; Mastigamoebida; Endamoebidae
Exons: 2
Coding region: 1-1083 (360 amino acids)
Source: RefSeq, a predicted model, not a curated record